Molecule: messenger RNA, 1483 nt
Organism: Numida meleagris (helmeted guineafowl)
Lineage: Eukaryota; Metazoa; Chordata; Aves; Galliformes; Numididae
Gene: SFT2D3
Product: SFT2 domain containing 3
Exons: 2
Coding region: 213-821 (202 amino acids)
Biological process (GO): vesicle-mediated transport
Cellular component (GO): membrane
Source: RefSeq, a predicted model, not a curated record
UCAUCUGCACACGGCUCUGCCCCUCCUUUACAACUAUUGACUUUUAAACGCAGCAGUUGCGGAGCUCCUGGAGCAUGCCGCCCCGCCCCAUUUGCGGGCAGCGCCCCGCGGCCGCACUGCGCAGGCGCGGUGCCCCGGCCAUGGCCGCUGACCCGGAUGCAGCUGGCAGCAUGAUGGCGGCGUAGCGCACAAGGGCGGUUCCGGCCCCGCUUAUGGCGGACCUGGGCCGGCAGCUGCACGAGUAUCUCGCCCAGUCCAAGGCCACCGCCGCUCCCGUCCCGCCGCCCGCCGGCGUCCCGCAAGAGGAACCGGCGGGGAGCGGCGCGGGGCCGUGGCCGAGCGCCUUCUCGGGGCCGGGCCGGCGCUGGCCGUGGGCGGCCGAGGCGGACCCGUGGCUGCCGGGGCUGUCGCUGUGGCAGCGGCUGGCGGGCGCCGCGCUGUGCCUGCUGCUGGCCGCCUUCUGCUUCGGGCUGGCCGCGCUGUAUGCGCCGCUGCUGCUGCUCCGCGCCCGCAAGUUCGCGCUGCUCUGGUCGCUGGGCUCGCUGUGCGCGCUGCUCGCCGCCGCGCUGCUGCGGGGGCCGUCCCGCCUGCUGCGGGAGCCGAGCCGCGGCUCGCUGCUGUACGCGGCGGCGCUGGGCGGCACGCUGUACGCCGCGCUGGGGCUGCGCAGCACCGCGCUCACCGCUCUGGGCGCCGCCGCGCAGCUGGGGACUGCUGCUGCCGCGCUGCUGGGCGCGCUGCCCGGAGGGGCCGGCGGCAUCCGGCGCCUCGGAGGGCUUCUGGGGGUCGCGCUGCGCCGCGGGGCCGCGCUGCCCGUGUGAUGGACGGGGCGGCCGCCCGGCUGCGGGACGAGGGUCACGCUGGGGUUCCUCGCAAGAAGGCGGCCCGGAGCGGCGGUGACUCUGAACUCGAGCGCGGGACCGCGCCUCACCGCGGCACCGCGCCCGGCCGGGGAUGAGGAGCGCGGCGGGUCCCGCGUGGGGGCGGUGGAGCCGGGAGCGGGAGAGCGGCGCUGAGGAGCUGCGGCCACGGCCGUGCCCGGAGCCCAGGAGGAGCGUCUGCCGGCGGAGGGCCGCGGGACCGCCGAGCACCGGAGCGGAGACGUCGGCCGUGCGAGGCGGAGUGCCCAGCCCGGUUUCCCGCGCCCGGUCCUGCCUCUGUGCCGGGACCCGUAGCGAGCGCCGCCCGCGUGCCCCUCACUGCUCAGAGAAAGCCGCCUGUAAUUGGCAUCCAGAGCGGCGGGCUGGCACGGCGUGCCCCUCGGCAGCAGCUCUGCUAGGGACCAGGCUGCUCAGCUGGGCCGUGCGGCAGCCCACGCCCUGCCUUAGAGCCUGACCCCCCCGCCAGGUGCCUCGGACAGAGCCAGCCCAGCGCUGCUAUGUUUGCCUCUCAAUCACUGCUUAGGGAUAAAACGGGAAUUGUUAAACGGGGGUACCUACAUGUACGUAGACGGCUUUAAUAAUAAAACUAUUUGUGUACCAAA